Diaporthe amygdali is the source of this 678-nucleotide messenger RNA. RefSeq lists its product as uncharacterized. Bases 1 to 678 code for a protein of 225 amino acids. The transcript has a single exon. NCBI's taxonomy places the organism in Eukaryota, Fungi, Ascomycota, Sordariomycetes, Diaporthales, Diaporthaceae. The record is from RefSeq and is a predicted model, not a curated record.
AUGGUUCUCACGGCUCCUAUCUUCUGGCACUCAGGCCAGCACGUGCAGCCUCACCAGCUUCCCGAUGCAAGGUCAGACCCAAAGGGGCGCACCCUCCUACGCCGCAUGCGGCUUGGAUACGCCGCCAUGAGCGACGAGACCAUGCCUGACCUAAGCUCAGAUCGCAGCUCGGAAAGGACGCAGACACCUGAGCCGGUCGUGGAAAACCCAUUCGACAGCCAGCAGUACACCGACGAUCCGCCAGAGUAUGACCUCGAAAGCCUCGGCCAAGACCUGCCCCCUGCGCUGCCAGGAUACACUCCUCUCCCCGACAGUGCACCCAAGCCAAUUGGGAAGGAGGACCCGGAGCCGAGACAGCGGAGACGAUACCUCUACGUGCUGAAGAGGAGGAUCUCCUCAACCAAGCAACGCUUCAACAAGAGCACCGCCAAGAGCAUCGACGAGGAGUCAAUCAGCUCUGCGGAGUCGGAAAGGGGUGUGGUCAUGUACCAGCAAGACAACCAGUGGGUCAAUGUUGAGGAGGCCAAUAUGAGUACCCCAGAAGAGAAACCGAGAACUGUCAAGGGAUGGAUCCGGAAAGUUUGGAGAUCCAUAAAGGAGUUCUCACGGGAACAUCCGUCAAUCUUCAUCCUAGCGGUGUUCUUGCUUGUCAUUGUGGCGAUAUGUCUCCUGAUAUAG